UUGGCCUUCGAUGAAUACAGAUAAAUACCAAAGAUACGGGGGUCAUGCAGUAUGUAUAGAAUUUAUCUUUAAUAACGAACUGAAAUAUGUAUUUAAACAUAAUGUAAAAUGCGCGUGCGCAAGUCGCUCUCGUUCUGAUUCUGUCCCAUUACAGACAGUACCGCGUCGUGUUUAUACGCGUACGGACGUAUAAAAAUUAAAUAUUUUAGUAAAAAUAUUCAUAUUUUUAAUUUUUUUAUAUGAAAACAUUUAUCGAAAGCAGUAAACAAAAAAAUCCCAAUAUUUAACAUUUAAAUAAAAAAUAUUCACCAGCUACUUUUAAAUAUAAAACCAUAAUUUUGAAGUACAGUAUAAGUGUGAUGAAAAUUAUAGUGAUAUAACAAACAGGGUUAACUAUUAUGAGUUCAAGAUUUUUAAUCUGCUGAUUAAUUGUUAUAAAUGAAAAUGUUUAAAUAAAUUUCAAUUUAAUUAAUUUACGACGCAAACAGUAGCAACGAUACCUAACAAAACGUGACAUUAUUUGAAAAGGCACAAACCAACAAAAAGAAAUAACGUAAACAACACAGAACAUUCAAUAUAACUUUUUCAAAAAGAUAAAUAGGAUUUAUUUGAAACUGGCUCUCGAACAAUGGCGUCUGUUCCCGACUCCCCGACAUCUAGUAGCACAUCAGAUGACACUACCUCAACAACCCCGGGACCCGAACCUAUAAAUAAAUUCAACUUUCUAAAACACGCGAAAAAUGCAAGAAGCAAUCCAUUCGUGAGAGCCCGACCGACUUUGAAUAGGGAGAGUUCGACGGCCGAACUCUUUACAAGAGAAAAUUCUAGUUCUGACUUUUUUCAAAAUUCAAGAUUAAACCUUUUCGAUGCUGCGCCGAAACCGGAAGGUACUCAAGGAUAUGGCAAGGGCGUUUCGUUUAUAGGAUGGCACCAGCGAACAAAGUUAGAACGAGUGCUGUUAGUGACGACUGCUGUACUUUUCGUCGCGGUAAUUUUAACUACUGGCGUGCUCUUGACUCUUCGUAGCCCUUCGUAUAUACCAGUGCUGCCGUGCUACCAACCUGAACCUAAAGAGGAAAGCAGCGUCUGUCUGUCCAGUUCCUGUAUUUACACAGCUAGUGAAGUCAUAAGAGCCCUGGAUGAAAAACAAGACCCAUGUGAUGAUUUCUAUGAAUUUGCAUGCGGUGGUUGGAUAAGAAACAACCCUAUACCCGAGGGCAAAUCUAGUUGGGGUAUUUUUAGCAAAAUCGAACUUCAGAACCAGCUCAUUAUCAGAUCGGCAAUAGAAAAAAUUAACGCUACCGAUCCAAAGAGCGCAGAAGUGAAAGCACGCGUCUAUUAUGACGCUUGUAUAGAUACAAAUGAAACUAUAGAAAAAUUAGGGGAAAAACCUUUGAUCAGCGUAAUAAAAAAACUGGGUGGAUGGCACUUACUACCGAAUACUUUGAUAAAACAGCGCAAAUGGGACUUGCAAGAGUUGCUUCAGGAUGUGCAAAAUACGUACAAUUUAGGCGGACUUUUUAACUGGGCUGUUACUGAAGAUGAUAGGAACUCGUCGAAGCAUGUGAUUGUUCUUGAUCAAGGCGGGUUGAACCUUCCAACUCGCGACAAUUAUCUGAACAGAACAGCGCAUAAAAAAGUCUUAGAUGCCUAUCUAGAUUACAUGACUAGAAUUUGCGUUCUACUUGGAGCUAAUAAAACUGAAGCGCGUGCGCAAAUGAACAAAGUCAUUCUAUUUGAAACUGAACUAGCCAAUAUUACUAUACCUGCUGAGGACAGAAGGGAUGAAGAGGGGUUAUAUAACCCUUAUACUGUAAAACAAUGGCAAAAAGAGGCACCAUUCCUGAAUUGGUCGAUGUUCUUCAAUGAUGCGUUUAAGCUUGUUAAUAGAACUAUACCAGAUAAUGAAAGAAUAGUGGUUUACGCUCCUGAAUACUUUAAAAAUUUAACAAAGCUUAUAAGAAAAUACAGUAAAACGGAAGAGGACCAAAAAACUCUCACAAGCUACAUGAUGUGGCAAGUGUCCAGAUCUCUUUCUACAUAUUUGUCUAAAUCUUUCCGGGAUGCCACAAAGAUCCUAAGGAAAGCUCUCUUUGGUUCUGAAGGCACAGAAGAGUCUUGGCGGUAUUGUGUCACUGAUACUAAUAAUGCUAUCGGUUUUGCAGUCGGCGCGAUGUUUGUCCGUGAAGUGUUUCACGGUGAAGCAAAAACGCAAGGUGAAAUAAUGAUUGAUAAUAUACGUGCAGCAUUUAAAAAACAUCUCAAAUAUUUAGACUGGAUGGACGCUGAAACUAGAGAGGCAGCUGAAACUAAGGCAGAUGCCAUAACUGAUAUGAUAGGAUUCCCCGAUUAUAUCUUGAACAAAGAAGAGUUAGACAAGCAGUACGAAGAGUUAAUUGUAAAACCAAACGAGUACUUCGCGAAUAACAUCGAAUACAACAUAUUCAGCCUAAAACACGACCUUAGUAAACUGGAUCAACCUGUCAAUAAAACUAAAUGGGGAAUGACUCCAUCAACUGUUAACGCUUAUUACACACCGACCAAGAACCAAAUAGUGUUCCCCGCUGGCAUAUUACAGUUACCUUUUUAUGACGGCGAUAACCCUAAAAGUGUAAACUAUGGCGCUAUGGGAGUUGUUAUGGGCCACGAACUGACACACGCUUUUGAUGAUCAGGGACGAGAGUAUGACAGAUUCGGCAACCUUAAUCGUUGGUGGAACAACGCAACGAUAAAUAAAUUUAAGAAACGAACCGAGUGUAUUCAGGAUCAGUAUUCUAAAUAUAAGAUGGAAGGACAAAACUUGAAUGGCAAGCAAACUCUAGGUGAGAAUAUAGCAGACAAUGGCGGUCUCAAAGCCUCAUUUCACGCCUAUCUUGAAUAUAGCAAGAACGCAAAAGUCAAUCUUACAUUACCUGGUUUGAAGUAUAAUCAUCGACAGCUGUUCUUUAUAUCUUUCGCACAGGUAUGGUGCUCGGCUAUGACCAAAGAAUCUACGAAGAUGCAAAUAGAAAAGGACGAUCAUACUGUCGCAAAAUAUAGAGUGAUUGGUCCAAUAUCAAACCUACCAGACUUUUCGCGUGAAUUUAAUUGCCCCUUAGGUUCUAACAUGAACCCUAAAUCAAAAUGUGAAAUUUGGUAGAUUACCAUAAAUGGUGGUUUACAUAACGCUUCAGCUACGCUGAUACAUCAAACGCAUACAAAAUUUAAAAAAAAAUUAAAACAUAGAUUAUUAAACGUUAUUUUUUAUACAGUCAAUACAAAUACAUAGACGGUUGAGUAUAUUUCUUUAAAGACUAGUUUUAUUUA
Melitaea cinxia (Glanville fritillary) is the source of this 3306-nucleotide messenger RNA. It is a transcript of the gene Nep3, whose product is annotated as endothelin-converting enzyme homolog. The coding region runs from base 629 to 3139 and encodes 836 amino acids. Gene Ontology annotation, molecular function: metalloendopeptidase activity. The record is from RefSeq and is a predicted model, not a curated record. Gene Ontology annotation, cellular component: plasma membrane. Gene Ontology annotation, biological process: protein processing. NCBI's taxonomy places the organism in Eukaryota, Metazoa, Arthropoda, Insecta, Lepidoptera, Nymphalidae. The transcript is spliced from 14 exons.